Messenger RNA from Lutzomyia longipalpis, 1310 nucleotides. RefSeq lists its product as uncharacterized. The coding region runs from base 451 to 1128 and encodes 225 amino acids. The record is from RefSeq and is a predicted model, not a curated record. Lineage: Eukaryota; Metazoa; Arthropoda; Insecta; Diptera; Psychodidae. The transcript has 2 exons.
UUUAAUCGAUUUCACAACAAAAUGCAAGUGCGCGAGAAUGAGAAGGCGGAUUUACAUAAUUUAGUAUUGAUAUUUUAUGCUACAUACAGGGGGGGGGGGUAGGGGGAGAGUGGGAAAAAAUUUGAAUAACUAAAGAAAUUGCGCAAAUUAUCGAAAAAAUUGGCCAAUGAAAUCGCAAUCAAAUCGCAUUGGUUAACUUCCGGAGGAGAAAUUCGUGUCGAUAUGAUUCAUCUUCGAGCUUCUCCGGUCGUUCCUUCCUCGGAGAUGUUCAACAAUGUAUGUACUACCUUCGGGUAGACAUAGUCGGUUACCGUGUGUACUCUAUAAAAGAGCGCGCUUUUCAAGUUCCAUCACACACAACAUUUAUUCGGAGUCACAAGUCCACACGAAAUUGUGAUAAAAUUACAUUAAAUUCUGUGACUCAUUCUUGUUCUUUUUUUUGUGUGAAAAAUGGCCGCACUUAUUGGGAAUAUUCCUGAAUUCACUCCCUAUUCCGAUUGGAAGGUUUACCUGGAGAGACUCGAGCAAUUCUUCUUGGUGAACGACAUCCCGGAUGAGAAGAGGAAUGCCAUUCUCAUUUCCGUCAUUGGCAAUGACACCUACAAGACUUUGCGUGAUCUCUGCCAUCCAGCAUUGCCCAAGGAUAAAACAUUCCAAGAGCUGUGUGAGUUGAUGGACAAGCAGUUUGGCCCACAAAUCUCUGUCUUUCGUGAACGCAACAAAUUCUACCAGGCAAAGCAGUAUGACUACGAAGGUGUCUCACAGUGGUUUGCACGCAUCAAGACACUUUCGGUUGAUUGUAAAUUUGGUGAGACUUUGGAAGCAAUUCUGCUGGAUCGUUUUAUCAGUGGUCUCCGCAAUCCUGCCGUUCUUGAUCGUCUCUGUGAGGAGAAUGAGAGUACUCUCACGCUAAAUAAAGCCGUGGAAAUUGCCGUGAAUAAGGAGAGUUCUGGAGCAGAUGGGAAUUCCUAUAAUCGUUACAACAACAACAACAGCAACUGGAAUCGUCCAUGGAACAAUAGACGUGGGAAUCGCGGGAGACGUGGAGGUAAUCGCGGUGGGGGAUUUAAUCCUGGAUUUAACUCAGCAGCAAAUGAACAGACUGGAUCUGAGCAUGGCGACAAUUAAAAUUGAAACGCAAUUCUCAGUAUAACUAUAGAGCCUUAAUAUAAUGUGAUUUUAUCUAUUACAAAAUGUCUUUAUUUUUAUAAUAAUAUAAUAGUAUAGGUACAUUAAGAAGUUAUGUACAGAUUGAUAAAAGAUUUAAAAAAUUGUUGAUUACACCUUUAAUAAAAUUGUAUUAUACAACA